Messenger RNA from Agrilus planipennis (emerald ash borer), 1067 nucleotides. Its product is annotated as b(0,+)-type amino acid transporter 1. Gene Ontology annotation, cellular component: membrane. Bases 1 to 618 code for a protein of 205 amino acids. The transcript has 4 exons. Gene Ontology annotation, molecular function: L-amino acid transmembrane transporter activity. NCBI's taxonomy places the organism in Eukaryota, Metazoa, Arthropoda, Insecta, Coleoptera, Buprestidae. Gene Ontology annotation, biological process: amino acid transmembrane transport. The record is from RefSeq and is a predicted model, not a curated record.
AUGAUAGGUUCUGGAAUUUUUAUAUCACCUGCUUCGGCAUUAGAACACUCAGGUUCCGUUGCAAUGUGUAUUUUGAUAUGGACUAUAUGCGGAAUUGUAUCACUCUUUGGAGCUCUUGCGUAUGCCGAGCUAGGUACGGUAGUCCCAAGAUCAGGGGCGGAGUACGCAUACUUUAUAGAUUCUUACGGACCCCUACAUCCAUUUUGGGGCAAAUUGCCUGCUUUUAUAAAUUCAUGGGUACUUGUGAUUGCCCUAAGACCCGCCGAAGUCGCAGUAAUAAUGUUAACUUUUUCCGAAUACACAUGUCAACCUUUACUGCAUUAUUUAAGAAUAAAUGAUGAAAUAAAUCAAAUGCAUAUUAAGAAAAUGGUUACAUUAAUCUCAAUUGGUUUAAUUACGUACAUUAACAUUUGCAGCGUAAAACUAUACGUCCAAAUACAAAAUAUCUUCAGUUUCUUUAAGGUACUGGCAUGCCUUUUAGUAAUUGGCGCUGGAGUUUAUGAAGUGAGUGUGGGAAACAUACAAAAUUUACAAAAAGGUUUUGAAGGCACUAAAUCCGAUCCUAAAAACAUUGCUUUAGCGUUUUAUAGCGGCCUUUGGGCAUACGAUGGCUGGUAAAUUAUUCUUAUUAAUCAAAUUUAAUACGAAAAGUCUUUCACGGCUGGCGUUAUCAGAAUAGUGCUCGAUAUUCGGUUUUGAUAAUCGUGACCUAGGAUUGGUUUUCCUCCUUGGGUGAGAUCAGCUAUUAGUCCAGGCGAAUUAGCUGAAAAAUCGCCAUUUGGAAUAACCUAAUUUUUGCAUGUCAAUUAGUAAAAAAUUGCGUACAUAUUUAAUAAACUUCUACUCACGCUCACAAGUUUCUUCGUGUCCACUUUUAUGAUAAAAAUCUGUUGCAUUGCAAUUUUGGGAAAAGAAGCCUUUUUUUUAUAGGUAUUAAUCCUGAUUGAAUAAAUAGGUGAGCAGCAAUUAAUUUAUAGGAAGUUUACUUACAAGUGCUUCGGAAAACUAAAGUGUCGUGUUUUGGUGUUGGGGUUUGAGGUAUUUUUUUGUUCUACAACAACCGCCAA